Molecule: messenger RNA, 2079 nt
Organism: Sitodiplosis mosellana (orange wheat blossom midge)
Lineage: Eukaryota; Metazoa; Arthropoda; Insecta; Diptera; Cecidomyiidae
Product: zinc finger protein 37 homolog
Exons: 6
Coding region: 111-1610 (499 amino acids)
Biological process (GO): regulation of cytokine production; regulation of immune system process; negative regulation of transcription by RNA polymerase II
Cellular component (GO): nucleus
Molecular function (GO): zinc ion binding
Source: RefSeq, a predicted model, not a curated record
AAUAACGAAACGUCAGACACAAAGAAACGUCAAAUUGAGUUUGUAAACAAAAAGAAAAAAAAUUCUCUCUACAAACACAUCUGAAAGUCAAUUAUAAACAUUUAAUCGCAAUGUUUCGUCUAUGUCGUCUCUGCGCAAAGUACACGGAACCAACAGAAUUAAUCACUCUAAUAUCUGAAUUAGAAUUCAAGUUGACACUGUGUUGUGGAUGGAAGCAAUCAGAAAAUGAACUGCAAUUCCCAAAAAAUGCAUGCAAUUCAUGUGUGGGCCAACUACAACAAAGCUGGAGUUUUGCCGAAAGAGUAUGUGAGGCCGAGCGACAGCUGAAUAAAAUUGCGAGUGAACUAAAUUCAACAAAUGCAGACGAACCGCAGCUACACAUUGAAGAGGUAACCUCAAUGGAAAUAAAAUUGGAACCAGAUAUUUGUUCAACUGAACUGGAAGUGCUUGAGCCGAAUUUCGAUGUUACGGCAUUCGAUUGUCCUGUUAUUGAAUCGGAUGCGGAAAGUUCGCAUUCAAACAAAAGUACAAGAAAACAGAAGAAAUCGUCUAAAAGGGUUACCGAGAAUUUACAACCGAAAUCAGACCCAUUCCUUGCUGCGUUAGCGGAAAAAGACUGUCUCGCCGAUGGUACAAUCAGUGUAAAUGGCGUUGCCAAACUUGAGAAAUUGUUUCCCGAAAUGAAAACCAUGACGUGGAACAGUUGCCAGUACAAAUGCGAAAAAUGCAAUCGAUCAUUCAAAAGCCCACAGAAUUUUUUCGCUCACAAUCGUUCGCUUCACUUGGAAGCAGUACCAACGAUGACAUUCUCUUGUUUCUAUUGUGACUCCAAACAUAGGCGGGAAUAUAAUCUCACUCGACAUAUUGCAGGAGAACACUUUCCACAUCUGAAAUUCAGCUGUUUCUAUUGCAGCGAUUACUUUUGGGAUGAUGCUGAGCUGAUCAAACAUCGUAAUAUGCACAAGGAUGUGAAAUACCAGUGUGAACUGUGCGACCAAUUGUUUUACAAUCGCGACAUCUUGUAUUCACACAUCGCACAGUCACAUCUGAAGAAGAAGUGGGGCGACCCAGAAUCGACGAAAUACACAUGCGAGAUAUGCAACAAAGAUUUCGCCACGAAAUGGAGCAUCAAGAGUCAUAUGCUGCAGCAUACCAAGAAAUUCGAUUUCGUAUGCGAUCAAUGCGGUUGGAAAUUUCUUACUAAAGGGAAUCUUAAAGGCCAUUUGGAGACAACGCACACCAAUGAAAAACCGUUUGCCUGUACAAAAUGUGAUGGGAGAUUCAAGACAAAGCAUCAACUAGCAAAUCAUUCGAAACGUCACGAGGAAUUCAAGCCACUGGAGUGUACGAUAUGCGAUAAAAGAUUUCGGCAAAUGUAUAAUUUGACCGUGCACAUGCGAUCUCACAACAACAUCUGUCCGUAUACUUGUAAAUAUUGCGAUAGGAAAUUCAGACACACGAGCUCGUUGAAAACUCAUGAGCGAACUCACACAUCGGAAAAACCAUACGCCUGCAAUCACUGCGACUACAAAAGCACCAAUUGGCCAAAUUUAAACAAACACUCAUUGCGAAUUCAUUCCAUCGAUUUAAGAACAAAAAAGGAUUCCUAAUUUCCAUUAAUCAAAACGGAGUUGUUUCAUCGCUGAACAGAAUUGGCAAAGCAAUCACAUUUAUUUCAUUUCAUUUCAAUUGUUUUGAAUUAGAGAGAUAUUUUGGGACAAAAUCCAUUUCCCAUAUCGUCAUUGACAUUUGUUGCCAUCUUUCUUUCUAAGGUGCUUCUAUAGGCUGUAGAAAAAUUAUAUUUAAUUUCCAAGAUACAAUAAAAUUCACAAUAAUGUAGAAGAAAAGUAAAUUUUCCAAAUAGAAUCAAUUGUCUGCGUAACACACAAUAUUUCCCUGUAUUUAUUUGUUACAUUGUUUCAAAUUCUGUACCACAAGCAGCUACAACACACUGUGUUGAACACAGCUGUCAUUGAAAUGUCACUUUAAACGUCAAAUCUAAUUCGUAAACAAAAAAAUAUUCUUCUUCGAACAGUUCAGUAAAUAUGGAAUUAAAAUAAAGGAAUAAAUUGAAAGAAA